GGAACGGUCCAUGUAACCUUAGUCUUAGAGCUGGAAAAAAAUUAAAUAUAAUUUUGUGUACACAUGUAAGAAUCCAUUAUUUGUGCAGCAGCUGUGGCGGAAGGAUUAAGUGGAAAUACAACAUAUUUACAUACAUACAUAUAAGUGUAUUGAAUAGUGGAGCAUUGAAUUGAAUAAUGGCUCAUCGGGGCUUGCUGAUUGCUGAUUUGGUUACGAAUAAGUCGCAAUGUGGUUAACAAAUCCUAAAUUAGGCAUACCAAGUCCCAGUGUAAUUAAGUGAAGAAAAGUGUAUGGUAUAACCUUAAAGCGAGAGAAGGAGGAGAAAAUAUCGAAGAAAAAAUAUUUGUCAAAUUACAAGCAGUAAAGUGCAUUUAAUAAAAUUCAAUUAUACAAGAAAUUGCAUAAUUUCCUUGGCGACAAUGUUACAGCUACUACAUUAAUCUCAGCAAAAGCAAAGUUGUUACCUAUCCCUGAAAUCAAUUGUAACUAGGAGUCGCUCAAGUUCCACUCUCUUGCCAACAAUAUAAUGCAUCGUUAUCCUUGUGAGGGUUCAACAACGCACCGAUAGCAUGACCCGGGACGGAGAGAUACCCGCCAUCUUUAACCCGAAACGGGUACGCGCACCAUCCGUCGUCGUGACCGGUGACUCUCCGAAUGGUCCGUAUGGGGGCUUUAGUAAUGCGCUCAACGCAAGCAAUCCACAAAUCGCCCACCAAGACUCAAUUUCUUCGAGUCAACAAGAUCCUAGUGAGGUUAUAACAAUACAUCCAGACACACGGGAUGCUACGACACCAGUCGGUACGCAUCAAGGUUUGCGGCGUGCACUCGGCGCUGGUGGUGGGAGUUUUGUUGGUAGUUGUGGCAUAAGUGGCGUAGGUGGUCUUACUGGUGGUAUAAAUGAACCGGAUACACCGACAAUGGAGGCAGGACCAGAUGUCACUGAAGUACGUUUCCGUCGACUGAAAGCUUGUAGGGAGACGUGUUGUUCGGAACUUGCGAGAAAGAUGUAUUUUGGUGUUUGCGUCACCAUACUCGUCACCGCUUCAUGGGUUGGCGCAACGCAUUGCAUCAAAUUUCUUUACCUAAAUCGCAGCACCUACGCCAGUAUUACUACAGAGGACUUCGACAGCACAUCAAAUCGCGCCAUUGAAUUGGAUUUGGUCACAAAUAUUGACGAUGAUGAUCCCAAACAUCUGCUAGGUAUCAGUGAUAAUUCAUUAAGCGCCUCUGAGGUGGAGGAGGCUAAAAAAUUUCUGCAAGUCGCACCACCAACACUACCAGAGACAACCGUAUUUCGCGCGCCUUUCUUCGCAGCGUGGUUCUUCACGAAUUUUUCAUUUCUAUUUUUCCCCAUUUAUGUGCUGGGGCGCGUAUCAUUGCGCAAGUGCGACAAGCCAGGCGAAAUUUUGGGUGAUGUUUUGCGAGGUUUCCGCGAUCGUGGCUUCACAAUCGGUCGUUUUCUAAAUCGCUGCCUCUCCUUCUGCAUCCUCUGGCUGGUGACCACCUACCUAUAUACCAUGUCUCUGCGCGUACUUUUCGCCACCGAUGCCAUGGCGCUAUUCGCAACCAAUGUCGCUUGUGUCUAUCUGCUUUCAUGGGUCAUUCUUCAUGAACAAUUUGUCGGUGUACGGAUUGUUGCGGUCAUUUUAUGCGACACCGGCAUUGCGCUGCUUGCAUACAUGGAUGGCAUUACGGAAAGUCGCACGCUGAGCGGUGUUGUGCUGGCAACGCUGGGCGCUGCCGGUUACGCAGUCUUCAGGGUUAUGUUCCGCAAAGUGAUGGGCGAUCCACCGAUUGGCCAGAUUGCAUUUGCCUUUACUACGCUUGGAUUUCUCAAUGCGUUACUGUUGUGGCCCGUUUGCGUGGGACUCUACUUGGCUGGCUAUGAGAGUAUGCCGUCAGAUCGUAUGCCAUGGAUUAUUUUACUAAUUGCCAGUAUAUUGUUAUUGGUUUUUCACAUAUUAAUGCAAUUCAGCGCAGCGGUCACUUAUAAUAUGUUUGUAACGCUCGGUUUGAUAACAGCAGUACCAGUUUCUGGAGCUUUGGAUGUUGUUCUCUAUGGCGCUACUUUCGCGGGAAUGAAAUUAGCUGGCGUCAUUCUAAUUGCUGUUGGCUUUUUCCUAGUUAUGUUCCCCGAAAACUGGCCGGACUACAUCACACGCUUGCUAAGAAAGAGUGGUCGUGCUAUACUGCGUUACCAAUGUUGUUGUGAAUUAGCUGAAAUUCAUUAUCCCCAUGCGAAAUAUCAUCUUGUUGGGUCACAAUGCGAGCCGCCCGGCGUUUUGUAGAAGAGAUGUUGUGGUCGCAUCACCCACCACAAGAUAGGCGGUGACACACACGGCCACGCUCCUCACAAUCAUGCGUCAAUUCUUAAAAGGCAAAUAAUGUCAGAACACAAAUGUCAAAUGAGCGCACAGCACAAUUGCACAGAAUUCACCAUUCGUAAACGUAAGAAGUUCAUCUCACUGUACGUAAGAACUUAUGUAAAUAAACACAAAAACAAAAAGUGGCUUAAAUAAAAGCCAUAACUGUUGUAAACGUAAACGCGCAGGCAAACGUAAAUCGUAAACGUAACUGUAAUGUAGCCGCUGCCCGCUGCUUUGGUAAGUACCCAAGUGCUAUAUACACCUACUACUUACUGUACAGCGUUUAAGCUGCCAAUCGUCGCUUAAGCAUCGUCAAAGUGAUCGAAGAAUGUACUCGUUAAAAAGUUCAUACGAAUCGUUCAUCGUUAAAGCAUCGAAUAGCUUACUUAGAGCUCUUUUGAAGAGAAUAGCAGAAUUACAAUUUUUUGUUUUUAAUUUCAGAGCAGAAUUUUAACAUAUUAAAAAAAAACUAAAAACUAAAUCUGAUUUCCUGCUAGGAAUGGCAACGCUACGAAUAUGAAUUUCUUUAUAACCACUAUCUUAUUAAGUUCUUCUUUUAAUUUUUUGCUUAAUAGGUACAUAUUGUACUUGCA
Messenger RNA from Rhagoletis zephyria (snowberry fruit fly), 2959 nucleotides. RefSeq names its product putative thiamine transporter SLC35F3. The record is from RefSeq and is a predicted model, not a curated record. Lineage: Eukaryota; Metazoa; Arthropoda; Insecta; Diptera; Tephritidae.